UAUAUAAACCCUUAGAAAAGUUACUUAUAUAAUAAGCUAUUACUACUUUAUAAAGCAUUUAACCCCUUCUCUGUCUCAUAUCUUCUUCGGGUUUUGGGACAAUGGAGGCGAACUUGACAGAGCCGCCCACAAGAACAUACAUCAAAGGCAAUCAGAAUCGUUUGCACCACCACCACCAUUACGACAUUCUCUCAGGAUCCACCAUUCUACUAGUAGCGGUUCCCAUUGUGAUCAUCAUCUUACUAAUUGCAAUUAUGUUGAUUGUAGCAUUGCUCCGUCGUGUAAACUCCCGAAAACAGAAUGGGAAAACCGAUGAUGGCAACAAAGAUUGCAUGUUCGUUGCUCAUAGCAUCAUCACAUUCAAUGGUACCAAAGAUAUGAAGAAGGGAUGUGUAUAUGGAGGAAACCAAUGCAACUUGUCAUCUGCAACAUAUAAAGGGGUACAAGUAUUCACAUACAAGGAGUUGGAAUUGGCUACGGAUGGCUUCACCGAAACUAAUCUUGUGGGUUCAGGAGGGUUCGGUAUGGUUUACCGUGGUGUUCUGCGUGAUGGCACCCUUUCCGCUGUUAAAAUGCUUCACAGGGAAGGCAAACAAGGCGAACGUGCUUUUCGCUCAGAGGUGGAUUUACUAAGUCGUUUGCAAUGUCCAUACUUGGUGGAUUUACUUGGAUACUGUGCUGAUAAUCAACACAGGCUGCUUGUAUUCGAAUACAUGCCCAAUGGUACUCUUCACGACCACCUUCACCUUUCUGAUAAUCGAUCUCCCCUGUUGAAUUGGGCUAUCCGAUUGAGAAUUGCCCUUGAUUGUGCAAGAGCCCUUGAGUUCCUCCAUGAGCACACUGCCCCAUCUGUAAUACACCGUGAUUUCAAGUCUACCAACAUCCUAUUGGAUGAAAACUUCCGAGGAAAGGUGUCUGAUUUUGGUUUGGCCAAGAUCGGGUCAGACAAACUCAAUGGCCUGAUCUCGACCCGUGUUUUGGGAACCACCGGUUAUUUGGCACCCGAGUAUGCUUCAACUGGAAAACUCACAACAAAAUCAGAUGUUUAUAGCUAUGGCGUCGUUUUGCUAGAGCUUUUAACGGGUCGUGUACCUAUUGACACCAAGCGUCCACCCGGUGAGCAUGUCCUUGUCUCAUGGGCUCUUCCAAGGUUAACAAAUAGAGCUGCAGUUGUGGAGAUGGUCGACCCGAGUCUACAUGGCCAAUUUUCAAGAAAGGAUCUAAUUCAGGUUGCAGCUAUUGCAGCCAUGUGUGUACAAACAGAAGCCGAUUAUCGACCUUUAAUGACAGAUGUAGUCCAAUCCUUGAUUCCUAUAGUGCACAACCUAUCUUUUGGGAGUUCAACAAGUUCUUUUAGGUUCAGUAAGAGAGUAAGCCCAAGAGGAUAGGGGUUGCUAGAUGGGGUAACGGCGGAUAACUUUGGUCAAGAUAAAGAUCGCAGGUUCAAAUCUAUUUUCCACUUCACAAGAUGGUAUCCCAAGACAGUUUUUUUGUUUGAAAGGUGUGAAUUACUCGAGAAUCUCAGGAGGUCUAUUGCCUAGGGAAGGGUCCAGUUGGGCCCAAUGUACCACGAAAUUAAGGUCUCUCUGUCUUUCCAAGCGUGAUUUGUAUGGUAGUCGUCCAUAUAUUUGAUUAAAUUCGGUACAAAACUAAAAGGGGGGAAAAGAGCUAAUAACUCAAUUCACUAAUUCAGUUCGACCUAUUGUGAAAUGGGUCGAAAUUGCCACCUCUACUUGCUUAGUCUAGCAACCUACAAUUCUAUAUUUGGUAUCUAUUUUCUAUUAAUAAGUUAGUUCUUGUCUUCAAA
Messenger RNA from Erigeron canadensis, 1807 nucleotides. RefSeq names its product probable serine/threonine-protein kinase PBL7. NCBI's taxonomy places the organism in Eukaryota, Viridiplantae, Streptophyta, Magnoliopsida, Asterales, Asteraceae. Gene Ontology annotation, molecular function: ATP binding; protein kinase activity. The record is from RefSeq and is a predicted model, not a curated record. Gene Ontology annotation, biological process: protein phosphorylation. The transcript is spliced from 6 exons. The coding region runs from base 102 to 1388 and encodes 428 amino acids.